AUGUCUUCCAUAAAAUACCGCCAUCUGUCGCGGAAUUCUGCGCACCGACGGGCGCUCCUCCGCAACCUCGUCACAUCCCUCAUCGCGAAUGAAUCCAUAUCCACGACGUACGCCAAAGCAAAGGAGGCCCAGCGCCUUGCUGAAAAGAUGAUCACGCUGGGCAAGAAAAACACAAACGCGGCUCGCCAGCGUGCCAAGUCUAUAUUCUUUGAACCCGAUCGACACAUGGAGAAGCUGUUCGACACGCUGCGCAAACGCUACGAGCACCGACCGGGAGGCUACACGCGGCUCCUGCGCCAGGAGCCCGUCCGCGAAGACCAGGCGCCGUCGGCCAUCCUGAGUCUCGUCGACGGACCCAGGGACAUGCGGUUCAGCAUGACUGCCAAAGCGAUCGUGAGACAGCGCAAGGAGAACCUGCCGAUGCACGAACUUACCGCGGUCAACAUCCGCAAGGUCACGAGGUUCCGAGACGGGGGCGAAGAAGCCCUCGAGGAGGAGAUCAAGAGGUUAGAGACGGCCAUGGAGGAACAGAGUCUCGAGGAGAAAGAGGCCUUCGAGGAAGACGGCACCACGUACGAGUGGGUGAGGGGCGAGAAGAACAGGCGCACGGGCGUGAGGGCCGAAGAGAAGAAAGGUCCCGGAAGACUGAAGAGACAACCGGUCGGUGCGGAUAAGAUUGUCUGA
Molecule: messenger RNA, 684 nt
Organism: Exophiala spinifera
Lineage: Eukaryota; Fungi; Ascomycota; Eurotiomycetes; Chaetothyriales; Herpotrichiellaceae
Product: ribosomal protein L17
Exons: 2
Coding region: 1-684 (227 amino acids)
Biological process (GO): translation
Cellular component (GO): ribosome; mitochondrial large ribosomal subunit
Molecular function (GO): structural constituent of ribosome
Source: RefSeq, a predicted model, not a curated record